CAAGUCUCGCCCAAUAAGAUCGCUCGCUCGGAUUUUCCGCCAAUGGCAAACAGACUUCAGUCAAAGAAACCCUUCUCGUGACGAAAACCUCGAAGAUUGCGAAGGCGGCAAGCGGCUAUUUAAGGGCUGUCCGUGAGGUGGAUAAAAGGGGUCGCUUUAAUAUUUUCGACAUCCUUAACCGCCAUAAAGGCCAAGCCGGUUUAUUUGGAACGGUGAAAACCCAAGCUAGGGCACAAUCACGUGCAAGGGACGGACCAAUCAAAAGAGCGGGAGUCGAACCCGAACGGAAGUGACGCAACAGGAAGCGCCCCGGACCUUUGUUGCGGUUUAACGAAAGAUCCGGAGGAUGCCUUUAUAACUGUGGCGGCCGGCGGCGGCGGCUGGGACAGGAUGGCUGUCGAAAUUCAACAAGCCUGCCUUGGACUUUAUUGUGGGAGAACAUUCAAAAUCGUGAAUGGGACAGAAAUCCCUGGAGACUGUGGGGUAUGUCCCAGAGGACAAAGAACAGAUGACCAAAAAAUCUGCCAACCAUGUGAGGGAUCUCCAGAACGCUAUGACUGGCUUUAUCUUGGCUUUAUGGCAAUGCUUCCUUUGAUUUUGCAUUGGUUCUUCAUUGAGUGGUAUUCGGGCAAAAAAAGGUGA
Sphaerodactylus townsendi is the source of this 642-nucleotide messenger RNA. RefSeq names its product JNK1/MAPK8 associated membrane protein (gene JKAMP). The transcript is spliced from 3 exons. Gene Ontology annotation, cellular component: membrane. The record is from RefSeq and is a predicted model, not a curated record. Gene Ontology annotation, molecular function: ubiquitin protein ligase binding. Lineage: Eukaryota; Metazoa; Chordata; Lepidosauria; Squamata; Sphaerodactylidae. Gene Ontology annotation, biological process: response to unfolded protein. Bases 391 to 642 code for a protein of 83 amino acids.